Armigeres subalbatus is the source of this 1219-nucleotide messenger RNA. RefSeq names its product mucin-5AC-like. The transcript has 2 exons. NCBI's taxonomy places the organism in Eukaryota, Metazoa, Arthropoda, Insecta, Diptera, Culicidae. The record is from RefSeq and is a predicted model, not a curated record. Bases 38 to 1219 code for a protein of 393 amino acids.
UUUAGUCGGUCGAAGUCACGCGAAGCCCAAUCCCAUCAUGUCCAGUAAAGUGCGAUGGGCUGUUUGGCUCGGUUUUGUUCUCAGUUUUUACGUUGUCCGCACCGAAGGUGUUUCGUGCUCGCGGAUAGAUUUUGACCAAGCAACGCUCACUUACCUCUCGCGAUGUACGUUCUACCAAGAGUUUGUAUCAAAGCCAUACCGAGAAUCUUUGAAUUUUCAGCACUUUCGGGAAGAUGCAAAUUACUAUCUCUCAAAUCAGUGGGAAGGACUGACCUGUGGAGAAACCGUGGAUAGUUUCAGUUUGAACCAGGACACCGAAUUCAGAAUGGUGUACAACCUGAUAUUUGAAAGCGGAGCCACUUUGGAGGUACGUAUCCUCGAUUUGGAUCGGCUGGAUAGUGAAAGUAAUCCAACGGUGGUGAUUCGCUGGAAAACCGAACAAGCCACUUCCGGCUGGGGAUUAUUUCGGGAAAAAAUGGACAAAACAGUUAAAAGAGCAAAGAUUCAAAUCGAGGCUAAUAUGAACCACGGGAGCGAUCUUGCUAUAGAAUACUUUACCGUGUUCAAUUAUGAAGUGGAAACAAACGAAUGUAAUGCAAUAGAUGAAUUUGCUCCGACGACAACAACUACCACUACCACAUCGAGUACACUUCCUUCAAGCACCUCAACAACCCUUGAAGCUACAACAUCUACCACGUACGAGAUCACUUCCACCCCAGAAAUGUCAACAGCAUAUUCACAAAGAGAUGAAACCACUACAACAUCUACACAAGUACCAUCUUCAACGGAAAUUCUCACAUCAACAGAAGUACCGACAUCAACAGUGAUUACAUCGUCUACGGAAAUAACAACGUCAAUAAUUCAAAGUACAACUUCCACUGAGACACCAACAACUACGGAAUAUUCAACUUCAACAGAAAUCCCAACAACAACAACAACAAUAAGCACACUAUAUUCAACAACAAGUACAAUAGCCACAACCAUUCCUGCACCGCUACCAAGCUCCAACGAAUGGGUUUGGAUUGCACUGGCAGCUCUAUUUGCUUCUCUAUUCUGCUUGGCAACCGCUGUUUCGGCGUAUAUUUACGCCAUGAAUAGGCAUCUUCUCGAUAUCUCCAAAAAGCUCAAGGAUCGGCAGCUUUACGGAGCUCAAUUUGGUUGCGAUCACAGCAGGCAAACAACGAACAAACGGGUGACGCUGAAGCAACCUAUUGUGUGA